CUCCAACUUGGUUUUUCCUUAGAACCAAGUUACAGCGUCGAAUUUCGGGGUUUAUACAUUUGUUAUAUUUGUAUCAAAAUGGAACGAAAAUUAGCUUCACUAAGGUCCUAGAGCUUUAUUAUGAGGAAACUUUGGUUUUUUCCAUUUCUUCUAUUCGUAUUACAUACCGGGCCAUUUGGGCAUUUUAGAAAGAUUGUUAAAUCCGAUAUAUAGCAGAGUUACAUGCAACAGAAAUUAUGUGGCCAAAGAUAUCAAUUUUGGGGUUGGGGCUCGUGCAGCAAUGCUGGGAGGUGUCUCUGAGGUGGCUGAGGCCGUGAAAGUUACAAUGGGACCUAAGGGUCGUCAUGUGAUUAUUGAGAAAAAUCAGGGGGCACCUAAGAUUACAAAGGAUGGCGUUACCGUUGCCAAAAGCAUCAAUUUUAAGGAUAAGUAUAAGAAUAUAGGUGCAGAUCUUGUAAAGCAGGUUGCCAGAGCUACCAAUAAUGUUGCGGGCGAUGGUACCACUUGUGCUACUGUUCUUACCCAAGCAAUACUGACAGAAGGUUGCAAGUCGAUAGCUGCAGGGACAAAUGUGAUGGAUUUGCGCGCUGGUAUCAAUAUGGCUGUUGAUGCUGUUAUUGCAGAUCUGAAAAGCAGGGCAUUGAUGAUAAGUACACCAGAAGAAAUUACUCAGGUUGCCACUAUUUCUGCAAAUGGUGAACGUGAGAUUGGAGAAUUGAUAGCCAAAGCAAUGGAGAAAGUUGGAAAGGAAGGUGUCAUUACUGUCGCUGAUGGUAAUACCUUAGACAAUGAGUUAGAAGUGGUGGAAGGAAUGAAGCUAGCCAGAGGUUAUAUUUCUCCUUACUUUGUCACUGAUCAGAAGACUCAGAAAUGUGAACUUGAUAAUCCAUUUAUCCUCAUUCAUGAGAAGAAAAUUUCAGACAUGAAUUUUCUCGUGAGAAUUUUGGAGCAAACAGUAAAGAAAAACAGACCACUUCUUGUUGUGGCCGAGGACAUUGAAAGUGAUGCACUAUCCAUGCUUAUACUCAACAAGCAUCAUGCUGGGCUUAAGGUUUGUGCUAUUAAAGCUCCUGGUUUUGGGGAUAACAGAAAAGCGAAUUUAGACGAUCUUGCCAUCCUCACCGGUGGAGAGGUUAUCAGUGAAGAUCGUGGUCUAACUCUUGAUAAAGUCCAACUUGAAAUGCUUGGUACUGCAAAGAAGGUGACUGUCUCUCUUGAUGACACAAUCAUUCUACAUGGAGGUGGGCAUAAGAAGCUGAUAGAAGAAAGAUGUGAGGAGCUAAGAACUGCAAUGGAGAAGAGUACUGCCUUGUUUGACAAGGAGAAAUCACAGGAGCGUCUAGCAAAGCUAUCUGGGGGUGUAGCAGUGUUUAAGGUUGGAGGGGCAAGUGAGGCAGAGGUUGGGGAAAGGAAAGACAGGGUAACAGAUGCCCUAAAUGCUACACGGGCCGCUGUGGAAGAGGGUAUUGUCCCAGGUGGUGGUGUUGCUCUGUUAUACGCAUCCAAAGCUUUAGAAAAUCUUCAGACUCAAAAUGAAGACCAGAAAAGAGGCGUGCAAAUAAUCCAGAGUGCUCUCAAGGCACCCACAUUCACGAUAGUUCAAAACGCUGGUUUUGAUGGUGCAUUGAUUCUCGGAAAAUUAUUGGAACAAAAUGAUCCUAAUCUUGGUUACGAUGCUGCGAAAGGUGACUAUGUGGACAUGGUAAAAGCUGGCAUUAUAGAUCCUCUCAAAGUUGUGAGAACAGCAUUGUCAGAUGCUGCUAGUGUCUCAUUGCUUUUGACAACAACUGAGGCAGCUGUAGUGGAAAGCACAGAUCAGAAGAAACCUCCAAGCCGUAUGCCGGACAUGGGUGAUAUGGACUAUUGAAAGUCCUCACCAUGUCUUGCUCUGUUGCAAUGCCCUAGAGCUUUUUUUGAGAAAAAAGGUUGAAAGCUGAGAUUAAUUUCCAGAGCACAUGGAAGAUCCAUAUAAGUGUAACACAUAAUGUAAUUCUUUAAGUGUACGAUUAAGGAUUCAUAUGAAAUGUAAUAGAUUCAUUGAAAGUUUCUGUUGCA
Humulus lupulus (European hop) is the source of this 2055-nucleotide messenger RNA. RefSeq names its product chaperonin CPN60-like 2, mitochondrial. Gene Ontology annotation, biological process: protein refolding. The record is from RefSeq and is a predicted model, not a curated record. The transcript is spliced from 17 exons. Gene Ontology annotation, cellular component: mitochondrion; cytosol. Lineage: Eukaryota; Viridiplantae; Streptophyta; Magnoliopsida; Rosales; Cannabaceae. Bases 281 to 1867 code for a protein of 528 amino acids. Gene Ontology annotation, molecular function: ATP-dependent protein folding chaperone; ATP binding.